Molecule: messenger RNA, 2109 nt
Organism: Fundulus heteroclitus (mummichog)
Lineage: Eukaryota; Metazoa; Chordata; Actinopteri; Cyprinodontiformes; Fundulidae
Product: protein FAM110A
Exons: 4
Coding region: 591-1997 (468 amino acids)
Source: RefSeq, a predicted model, not a curated record
UAGCAUUGAAAGUUUCAUAGAAAGUGGAAAACGUCUGUCCAACUUGUUGCUAUUAUAUUAGUAAACUUUCACAAAAAUAUUCCACCAACUUUGCUUGACUCAGAGAUGCUACAGUCACGAACGUAAUAGCAAAGUUUUUGGAGCCAGAGUCCUGACUUGAAUCUGAUCGAGGAUCUGUGGAGGCGGCUAAAGAUCAGGCUGAUGGACCAGAGGACUCGGCUGAGUGGUUGGCUGGCGUUCUGCAUCUGAUCGCAGCUGGACGGAUAAGCUUCAAGAGACGACCGGCCCGUCGUAAAGAGGAUCAGAGACGGCCGUGGUUGUUGCUGCUAUCACUGGCAGCUGAUCCACAGACCUUUGGACGUUCUCAGGCUGACCGGUGAUCCGGAUCGUCGGCCUCACUCCCAUUGGGUCACCGCCGAGGUGACAGAGGUGCUCCGGACGGUCCUGAUGUGGACUUGGACCUCAACCGACCCCGUCCCACGAGUAGUUUUUCACUGAGAAAGGAGAAGCAAGGAGGGAGAGGAGCGACAGCAGAAAGGAGGAAGAGAAGUGAGAACAGCAGAUCACCAACGGUUUCCCCUCCACGCAGGAUGCCGGUGGAGACGCUGAGGCCCUCAGAUGGCCGUCUGGCCGGAGUCGCCUUCACCUCAGUCAGGCCCUUCAGAAUACUCAACAAGGGGCCCACCUACUUCCGCCCCCCUCCUGAGGCGGGGACCCGCAAGCUGAGCGCCGUGGAGCGCCUGGAGGCCGACAAGGCCAAGUACGUCAAGAGCCAGCAGGUGGCCCUCACCCGCCAGGCGCCCAUCCAAGCCCCUGUCAUCCGCAAGCCCCUCGUUCCCCCGGCGAUGAUGCCCCAGGGCCACAUCGUUACCCCGACGGCCCGAAAGGUUCCCCGGUACCCGGCUGACGUGGAGAACAGAGGAGGCAGGGAGGCGCCGGGGGAGAGGAGACCUUUUAAUUUGGACAUCCUGAAUAAUCUAAUCAAUGACGUCUGUGAUGGAGCGCAGUCGUCUUCCUCCUCCCCCUCCUCUUCCUCUCCAUCAUCAGGGGUGAAGAGUAUCUGCAGCAGCCUAUCAGCGGAGCAGGACAAGAGCAACAGGCUGCUGAACAACCUCAAGCCCCUCAACCACGGUACCAACAACUCUUCCUCCACCUCCUCCUGCACCUCCUCUCUGCUCAGCAACAACCUCUGCAGCCCCGCGGCAGAACUCUCCCGCCGUCCGCCCCCCGUGCCCGCGCGGCUGUCCCAGGGGCCUCCGGUCCCCUACGGCGUCUCUAACUCAGUGACUGUGCGCAGGGUGGAUGUCCGGCCUCACGCCGAGAUGAAGAAGCCGCCGAGAGCGGCCCUGCAGCACCGCCUCAGGCCCAGACAGAUCCCCCAGGGUCAGGUGGCGCACCCCCAGGUCCCGCCCCCACCGCCCCCGCUCAAGUCACACAACCAGCCUCAGCCUCCCGCCAAAGUCAACACCUCGUCCCAAACCCUGCCCACCCCACCCGCCUAUCUGCCCCCCAGCCCCAUGCUGGCGCGAGCCGGCGUGAUCCCCCCCGCCUCCCCCGCGUUCACGCGCAUCUCCAACGCCAGCUCCAAGGGCUCCUCCCGCAAGCACCCGUCCCUGCACCGCUCCAAGUCGGACCUGAGCGACCGCUACUCGCGCGCCACCGCCGACCUGGAGCGCUUCUUCAACUACUGCGGGCUGGACCCGGAGGAGGUGGAGGGGCUGGGCGGCGUGGAGCGCUUCACCCGGGCCAACUCCGACAUCGUGUCCGUCUCCAAGCUGCGCAGCGUCAGCACGCCCAGCUCGGAGUGCGGGGACGACGGCGAGCGGGUGAGGGGGGGCGAGGAGGAGGAGGAGGAGGAGGACGAGGACGGGCCCCUGAAGAUGAACGAAAGAGUCCCCUACGGGAUCUCGGUGAUUGAGAGGAACGCACGGGUCAUCAAGUGGCUGUACGGCAUCCGGCAGGCCAGGGAGGCGCACAGCGGCGUCUCUAACGUAUAGAGCCGCGCUCCUGCUCCGCUGCCUUACUCCCACAACCCGCAUCCUCUGCUACUUUGUCUUCUGUUUCCUGUGAAGGCUCCCUGUUUGUUUGUUUUUUACUGGACGCUGAACA